Messenger RNA from Tachysurus vachellii, 901 nucleotides. RefSeq names its product WAP four-disulfide core domain 2 (gene wfdc2). The record is from RefSeq and is a predicted model, not a curated record. Lineage: Eukaryota; Metazoa; Chordata; Actinopteri; Siluriformes; Bagridae. The transcript has 3 exons. Gene Ontology annotation, cellular component: extracellular region. Bases 158 to 526 code for a protein of 122 amino acids. Gene Ontology annotation, molecular function: peptidase inhibitor activity. Gene Ontology annotation, biological process: antibacterial humoral response; innate immune response.
ACGCAAGCUCAUAACACACUCAGGUUAGUGGGGACUUUAGGAUUUGAGUCGGCAGGCAUAAGGACCAUGCAGACCGCUCACUUCCACCCUCAGUCCAUUCCCUUUUCCAUCCUUCUUUUCCUCCUAACUUCAGUCCUGUUAGACGGUGCAAGGAAAAAUGAAGCUGAAGCUCCUCUCUCUGUUUACUGUUGUGCUCUUAACCCUGCACGAAUGGCCGAAUCAGAGCAAAGGAGCCGCAGCACUUACCUGCACAGUUAAACCAGGAAUCUGUCCCCGACGGAAAUGGGGAUCGGGCAUGUGUGCUGAAUACUGCACUAAGGACAGCGACUGUCCCAAUGAGGAGAAAUGCUGCCAUAACGGAUGUGGGCACGAGUGCAUCAGCCCUUAUACAGUGAAGCCUGGACGAUGCCCUAUGCCUAAGGGGACUCCGAUGUGUGCAGAGUAUUGCUAUCAUGAUGGUGAGUGUCCUGGAGAGCAGAAGUGCUGCAGGACUACAUGUGGCCACGCUUGCAGUGAACCCUGCUAAUUAGAUUUGGUACAUGGAGACAUUCAGACCAAUAAAGAACAACCCUCUUCUGAGAGAUCAGCCUUCUUAAGUGCAAAAAAUUCAAGUAAAAUCCCUCAGAAAUAGCUUUGAUAGGUUUAAACCAAAUCAACUAUGUAGGAAGGUAGAUCUCAAGCAAGUGGCUGAAUGACAUGGGAGGAAAUGUGUAUACAACUGCUUAUAGUUCAGUUAAUGAUUUAACUUUUUGGAAACUUAGUAGGUUGGUGAUCAUUUAACUAUAUUUAAACACCAUUUUUAUUCUGACUGAGUCAUGUAGAAUGAAUUCAACAGAAUAUGUUUUUCCAUUGAUUUUUAUCAUUGAUUUGUAACAUCAUUAUUAAAACCCAUUGUAUCUUU